Molecule: messenger RNA, 961 nt
Organism: Asterias rubens (European starfish)
Lineage: Eukaryota; Metazoa; Echinodermata; Asteroidea; Forcipulatida; Asteriidae
Product: ubiquitin-like-conjugating enzyme ATG10
Exons: 6
Coding region: 70-789 (239 amino acids)
Biological process (GO): protein lipidation; macroautophagy; protein modification by small protein conjugation
Cellular component (GO): intracellular anatomical structure
Molecular function (GO): Atg12 transferase activity
Source: RefSeq, a predicted model, not a curated record
GUUCGUCGCGUCGCGCGCGUAUGCAAAGUUUCAUUAGAAUGUGCUCGCGCGUGACUUUCAUAGAAAAAGAUGGCGGAUGGCACUUUGUGUGGUGAAGAUUUUGACAGAAAUAUUUUAGAGUUCAUGCAAGUUUCUGAUAGCUUGAAAGAUGGCUGGGAGCUACAGCGUGUUAAGAACUACAGUCAACAGUUCUGCACAUUUCUUGUAAAGCGGAACACCCUGAGGGUCCUAGACGUAGACGGCACUACGAGUGCAAGGCGCCUUCUCGAGAUCAAGCAUUGGAGGAUGAGUGAAGACGUUGGAAAUGAUGAGAGGAGAACGAAGGAGGAGGAAGACAAGGCCGGAAGUGUGAUUGAAGAUGUGGUUCUCAAUCAACCAGAUGUCCAGACAGCUGGCGUCUUAUGCAGAUUUGACUACCACAUUGUCUUCAGCUCCAGCUACAGUGUUCCUACCUUGUAUUUUUCAGCCUGCCAUGAAGAUGGCAAGUUACUGAGCCUUGACGAGGUCUGGCGUUCAGUUCCAUCACAUCAUCAGGAGAGACUUCAGAAUGAACGAUGGUCAUUCAUCACUCAGCAGGAGCAUCCGAUACUUGGCCGUCCGUUUUUCCAACUUCAUCCCUGCCACACAGCCGACUUGAUGAAAAAUUUGUUGAAGACCAACGAUGGAACGUUCUCGGCAUCACAUCAGAACUACCUUGUGACAUGGCUGAGCUCAGUGGGACCUGUGGUUGGACUGUCACUGCCUCUGGAGUUUGCCAAGUUAUGCAAAGGAACAACACCAAGCAGCUAAGAUUCAUCUUUAAGAAGAGAUGUCAUUAUUUCCACAGUUGGUUUUACAAGAUGGUUUUAGGAUUGCUUAUGGCAAUAACAAUGCAAGGUGCUUUAAAGCGGUAGCCAUUGGACACUAUCGGUAAACAGUAUUGUCUAAGGCCCACACUUCUUGUAUCACAACUUCUAUAUAA